AGCGGCGGAGCGGGCGCUGCUGCGCGAGGCGGGAGGCGGGAGGCGGGAGGCGGGAGGCGGGAGCCCUGCCCGGAUGCUGGACGCGAGCUCGCCCCGCACCCGGCCGCCCGGCAGCGCCAUGUCGCUAGCGGAGGACUCAGACGCGGACGCGCCGUCGCCGGCGGGCUCGGAGGGCGCGGGGCGCGGGCCGGGCGACGAGCGCUUCCCCGCCUGCAUCCGCGACGCGGUGUCGCAGGUGCUGCGGGGCUACGACUGGAGCCUGGUGCCUAUGCCAGCGCGGGGCGGCGCGCUCAAGGCCAAGCCGCACGUGAAGCGGCCCAUGAACGCCUUCAUGGUGUGGGCGCAGGCGGCGCGCCGCAAGCUGGCCGACCAGUACCCGCACCUGCACAACGCCGAGCUCAGCAAGACGCUGGGCAAGCUGUGGCGCCUGCUGAGCGAGAGCGAGAAGCGGCCGUUUGUGGAGGAGGCCGAGCGCCUGAGGGUCCAGCACAAGAAGGACCACCCGGACUACAAGUACCAGCCGCGCCGCAGGAAGAGCGUGAAGGCCGGCCAGGGCGACUCGGACUCGGGCGCUGAGCUGGGCCACCCGCCAGGCGGAGCCGGGUACAAGGCGGACUCCGGGCUGGGAGAUGUGCAGCACCACGGAGACCACACAGGGCAGACCCAUGGGCCGCCCACCCCGCCCACUACCCCCAAGACGGAGCUGCACCCUGGGGCCAAGCCAGAGCCGAAGGCGGAGGGGCGCCGCCUGCUGGACGGGGGGCGCCAGAACAUCGACUUCAGCAACGUGGACAUCUCAGAGCUGAGCAGCGACGUCAUGGGCCACAUGGACGCCUUCGACGUGCAUGAGCUCGACCAGUACCUGCCGCUCAGCGGCCAUGCCACCCUGUCCACCGAGCCUGGCCCACCUGCCGCUGGCAGCUACGGGGGUGCCACCUACACACACCCCUCGGCCCCAGGCUGGGCCCCCAAGGCAUCCCCGGCCACCACCACGUCCCCCUGCGAGGCCACCCCUCGGCCUCACAUCAAGACGGAGCAGCUGAGCCCUGGUCACUACGGCGAGCCUGCCCGCACCUCCCCAAGCCGUGCCGACUUCGGCUCCUAUGCCACCCCUACCACUGGCUCCUUUGGGGCCAGCAGCGCGCAGUGUGACUACACUGACCUGCAGGCCCCCGGCUACUAUGGCCCAUACCCCGGCUACCCAUCCAGCCUUUACCAGUACUCCUACUUCCACUCAUCCCGCCGGCCCUAUGCCUCGCCCCUGCUCAAUGGGCUGUCCUUGCCGCCUGCACACAGCCCCCCCAGUAACUGGGACCCACCUGUCUAUACCACCCUGACCCGGCCCUGAGCCUCAGGGGCCGGGACCCUGUGGCCCUGUGUCUUGGGGCCUGGGAGGGGGGUGGGCUGGUGACCUGGGGGCCCAUGGUCCUAGGGCCUAGUGACUGGGGUUCAAGUUCCAGGGCCUGGUGUCUUGGGGCUCUGGUGACUUAUGUGUUCGGGUCCCAGUGUCUUGGCAUCUUGGGGGCCAGGAGCUGCCCCGCUUCCCACACUUCCAACCAUUGGCCCCUUGCCCUGCAGGCACUUGGUGCCCUGUCUCAGCAGAUGAGACAUAGUGGCCACAGCCCAAAGGACAGAAGUGAUGGGGAGGAUGAGGUGGAAGUUUUCGGGCCAGCUGUGCUACAGGACCUGCCAGCCCCUUCCCCAGACCCCCAGAAUUCCUAGGACCACCGUCUGUGGCACUGGCUGUCUCGGGGCUGAGCUGGCUAAUUCUGGACAAGGCUGGGCUCCGGGGGCAUGCCUCCAGGCUUCGCAUCUUACUUGAGUUUUUAGUGUUGAUCUCCGAAGCUUAAACGUGUUUGCUUUGUUUUGAGAGUUGUUCAAAUGUAUUUAUGUUCUGUUUUAUUUUGUCUGUAAUAACCGAAGCGAUUGGUGAAGGAACAGGAUGAGAAUGAGAUAGAGUUGGGGGAGGAGGGCAGGUGGGGCUGGGCCCUGCUUUUUUUUGGGGGGGGGCUGAGGGAGGAGCUGGGGUUGUAGGCAGCACUCCUGCCCACUGUGGUGCCUGGGUGGGGUUCCUCGGACCUGGGGUCACUGCCUGCUAGGCUCUGAGCAGAGCAGCCUCCACGAAGCAAUCCAGAAGCCUCCUUUCAGAAGAGGAGCACCUCCAAGCAGCCAGGACAUCAUGUCACAGAAACUUGUGCCUUGAAAUCUUUGUACACAGGACAUGCCUGGGGACUUGCUUCUUUGUAUUUUUCUACUCUUUCCUACCUUUUUUUUUUUCUAGAAAAAAACAAAAACAAAAAAGCCUUAGCAUAUGUCUUUCUGGGGUUGGGGUAGGGAGCCCCGGCUUGGCUGACUGGUGGCCAGGUCCUGUGAGCCCUCCUGCCAUGCUCCGAUGUGUCUCACCACCACUUUCUGACAAGCAGCGCUAACUUUUGUGCAGAAUGAUUUGAAAAGACUUUAAAAUGCUUCCUGUC
Messenger RNA from Erinaceus europaeus (western European hedgehog), 2474 nucleotides. RefSeq names its product SRY-box transcription factor 8 (gene SOX8). Gene Ontology annotation, cellular component: nucleus. The transcript is spliced from 3 exons. Lineage: Eukaryota; Metazoa; Chordata; Mammalia; Eulipotyphla; Erinaceidae. The record is from RefSeq and is a predicted model, not a curated record. The coding region runs from base 74 to 1348 and encodes 424 amino acids. Gene Ontology annotation, biological process: neural crest cell development; peripheral nervous system development; morphogenesis of an epithelium. Gene Ontology annotation, molecular function: RNA polymerase II cis-regulatory region sequence-specific DNA binding; DNA-binding transcription factor activity, RNA polymerase II-specific.